CUGUCACUCUAACCGCUAGUGGUACAGGACAAUCAACACCAUUCACAGUGACAUUUGGUGAUGGACAACCUACAGCCGAUGUUACCAGUUACUUACCUGUAUGUAUUGUGACCAGUGGAUCAGGAGCAUUCAUUCGACUAGAGAAGACUGAUGGUAGUCUAGAGUUGGGUGAGACAGGUGCCUUCUCAGGAGUUACUACUGUACAGGUGAACAGCACAGCACAUCCUAUACUGGACACUUCAUACACUGGACUGUACCAUUGCAGAACAGCUACAGGCAACUCUACACAGACAUAUCAACUCAACAUUGUAGCUCAUCAAGUUCGGUCUGGAAUAUCACCUACAUCACUGACAUUGCCCUACUCUGGUGUUUCGUACACCAUACCAUGCAUGUCAAGUGGAAACUUUCCUAUCAGCGUAUCUUGGAGCUCAACAUUAUCUCUGGACAAACAGAUGAUACAGACAACUAUGCCUGCCAAUAUGGUGAAUUCUAUGUACAGCUUCCGGCGGAAUGAUUCCCAGAUUGUGUUUACAGAAAGUGAUACAUCAGGUGUUACCUUCAAUGUAACCUGUACCACAUCGUAUAUUACAAACUUUGAUUGUAUUGGAAUGGGUUCUAAUCCUCCACGUCCACAAAGUGUCAUUGACAGAUGUGUGAAUGCAGCCCAGGGAAUAUCUACCACUGUCUCUGUCACUGUUCAAGCGCAAUGUCCUACUCUCACUAACAGCAAGUUGAAUUACAAACCUGUUGCCAGGUUCAACACAUUACCAGGUACCACAGUCUCCAUCGAAUGCAUAACAGGAUUUCUGUCUAACAAUAGAAUGGAAAUAACCCAGUCUACAUGCCAGGGCAAUGGAAGGUGGCAACCAAGUCAACCUUUGUGCGAAAGGUGCAUCCUGAAAUGCAAUGACGCUAAUGUGGUGGAUUGUAAUCAUGUAGUGGGAAUGGCAGCGGUCAACUGUAUUUGUGGACAAAACCUCCAAUGGACCAUGGGCAAAUGUCAACCAACACAUUGUCCAGAGUUAAACUCUACAACAGUGAUGACUAUACCCAGGAGUACUACUGGCAGUGGCAUUACUGUGUCAUGUACGCUUGGUUUCCAUACUAUCUCAAUGCCGUCUUCAGUGACUUGCCAAGCUAAUGGAACAUGGACUACACUACCAUCUUGCCAUGUUAUUCCUACGGAUCCAGCCACUACCAUGGCGGAAAAUCAAACCCAGACGUCAUACACACUUGGGACUGUGAUCGGCGGUGUUGUCGGCGGAAUGUUUUUCGGGUUAAUGGCAGCAACGGUGGUUGCCACAAUAGUCCAUCGUAAGAUACAAAGCAAACCAGUGAAUACCGAAGUUCUAGGUCAGACACAAAAUGCAGCCUAUGAAGACGCUGAUAUUGCAGAGAGUUCCUUCACCAAAAGUGAUGCUUACGGCGUUGUAGAAUCAGCCCCGCAACCACAGUAUGAAUUUGUCUGCCCAGAGUAACUCACUGAUUUUGCGCAAUUCAACAUUUUCUGUAGUUUGGUGUGCUUCUUUGUGUUCCUUGCCUAUUGUUUUGCCUCAGCACAAUUCAUCUCAGUAUACAUUCUUGCAUUUCUACCCCAUCGCAACGAUUUUCUUAAUAAGUUUGUUUUGCAAUUCCUCAGUUUGGUGUUUAGGUUUUAAUAUUAGGUUUUAAUAGUAUUAUUCCAAACGAUAUAGCCAAUAACCACUUUGCUUUGGCGAUUGCAGUGUUUUUAUAACCACAACGUACUCUCCACCGCCUCCUUUAUUCUCAUUCUAUCUUUGGAUUAUGUUAUUCUGGGAGCGUGCUCCCAACGAAUUCAGGGAUUGACUUUCAACCGUAGCUUUUUCCCUUGCUGCUCAAAAGCGUUCAUUUUAAAUCUAUGCCUUCAACUCACGUUGUCCUCAGCGGAGCACACAACUCAUGCAUAGCUAGGCUCAUCACACUCCCACAACUACCCCCAAACAAAAUUAUCCAUUAAUCGCCUUUUCCACGGUUAUUAUCGGUACUUAAAAUGUAGAUUGUUUUCCAUCAAGUAAAGUGUAACGUUGUUUCUCCUUUUCCAAUUUUCUCUGAUCUACUUCAUGAUGCAUACGCACACGUCACCUCGUCCUUUCCUCUCAUUGUUUAUCCCGCGAUUUUUUUCUCACUUUUCUCGUAUGAAGCUGGUUUAUA
Messenger RNA from Sycon ciliatum, 2172 nucleotides. RefSeq names its product sushi, von Willebrand factor type A, EGF and pentraxin domain-containing protein 1-like. The transcript is spliced from 7 exons. NCBI's taxonomy places the organism in Eukaryota, Metazoa, Porifera, Calcarea, Leucosolenida, Sycettidae. Bases 390 to 1478 code for a protein of 362 amino acids. The record is from RefSeq and is a predicted model, not a curated record.